Molecule: messenger RNA, 1809 nt
Organism: Schistosoma turkestanicum
Lineage: Eukaryota; Metazoa; Platyhelminthes; Trematoda; Strigeidida; Schistosomatidae
Source: the annotation of a GenBank genome assembly
AUGAAAAGUCUAAAAUCGAAUAGGGGGUGUAGCAUUUUAUAUAUGCGAACACCGAAAUCUUCUUUAAUGAAUCAGAAUUUUAUCUCUUUUGGUGAUAUGAUCGACUACAUACCUAACCCACUAUCCAAAAUAAUAACUAAACUUCCGUCCAAAUUAUAUAUGAAGAUCGAAGUUUGGGAUGCAGAUUAUUCGUUUUCUGAUUUAGAUGACCAUUUGACAACAUUUGAAGACGAUUCAUACACAUAUACUGUGUAUCCAUAUGAAACUGGUAGCAGCGUUGUACUUAGUGAUUUAUCAACUUUUCAUCCCCAUCAUCAUCAAAUUUUUCGGAAUAUAACACAUAAGUACAUAACUAUGUAUAUAGCAGUUUGGGCAGUCUGCAAUCGUGGCAGUUAUGGAAGUGACUGUAGCAUCAGCUGCGUACCACAAAAAAGAGUACGGCACUACGGCUGCGAUAUUUCAACUGGAGCAAAAGUGUGCAUUCCUGGAUGGUUUGGUGAUGAAUGUAACAAAAUUGACCAUUGUGGAAUUGUAACACCAUGUGGUCCAAUGGGAAUUUGUACAAAUACUCAUGUUGGAUAUAAAUGUACUUGUAAACAUAAUUUUACCGGGCCACAAUGUUCAAUACCUCCAAACCAGUGCAGUCCAUUACAAGAUUUCUGUCAAAAUGGAUUUUGUUUACUGAAAUAUUUUGAUGAUGAACAGAACAAAAGUUUAUCCAAUCCAAUUCCAUAUUGUGUUUGUAUACCUGGAUUUACAGGGAAAUGGUGUGAAUUGGAUAUCGAUGAAUGUGCUAUGAAAACACUGAAUAAUAAUGAUAGUUUACUAAGUAAUAAUACUAUCAAUCAUCAUAGUAUUGUCACAUCAUAUUGUAAUGUACAAAAUUCAUUAUGUGAAAAUCUCUAUGGAAAUUUUCGUUGUUUUUGUCAAAAUCAAUGGACUGGUCUACGUUGUAAUACACCGCCAACUUUAUGGCCAAAUCAUUAUGAACCAAUUAUCAAUUCAAAUGGUUUACCGGAUUUUUUAAAUUUUAAAAGAACAAAUCUAACAACUGUUACAUUGAAAAAUUAUAAUGAUGAUUUAAUAGGAGGAAUAAAAAAAGAAUUAGAAAAACCAAACCAUUAUUGGAUAUAUAUACUUCUUAGUGUCAUUGGCAGUUUAUGUCUAAUUUCUUGUGGAAUUAUCUAUUGCGUAUGUCGAAGACACAAACAUUUAUGUGCUACAUACAUGAUGAACUGGAAUCGUAAACCUAAAAUUUCCAAAGUACUCUGUACCACAAGACAUACUUUUCCAUCACUCAAUAAUAAUAAACCAAUUAUACCAUAUCAUCAAACAUCAUCAACACCGCAUACAUCAAGCAUUACUCAACUCACUUUCCUACCACGAUAUCCUCAUCAUCAUCAUCAACAUCAUGUACCAAUCAAAACGGAAAUCAAUCAAUUAUCAGUUUAUGAUGAAAUUCCUGAUUAUUUUUUACAAGACAAAUCACAACUCAGCACAAAUAUCUCCUCAUUAAGAAAAACUUCACAAAUUUCCAUUUAUGAACCAUAUAGUCAAUUAGAAUAUGAUACUUUGGAUACAACCAUUGAAAUUACAAAAUAUUCAAAUACACAUGAUCUCAAUAAUACUUGUCAUUUGUAUUUGGACAAUCAAACACAAAUUGAUACUACUAUUAAUACUACUACUAGUCAAAAUGCAAGUCAUUUACUCCAUGAGCAUCAUCAACAACUAGAACAACUAGAACAACAAGACCAAGAUUUAAUUUUAACCAAUUGUACUUAUCUUGAACCGAAACAACUUUGUUUGUAA